AUGUACUCCUGCCAUUCCCCCGCCCAGUCCAACACAUCCCUCUCCGAUAACGACGAUGACGACUUUCCCGUCAAGUCCGCUUUCUUUCGCGACAACGACGCCCAAUCGUCAGCCACCGUCCUAGUCCCCGCACAGUGGACCUCCCGCCGUGGUUCCCUCCCCAGGACCACCCCACUGUCGCAAGCCUCCCGGCUGCCCCCAGAAAUUCUCAUCCACAUUCUCAAGCAUCUCCACUCCUCGCGCGACCUUCUACAUGCUCUCCUUGUCUCACGCACAUGGUGCGAGUGCUCGGUCGAGCUCCUGUGGUAUCGGCCCAGCAUCUCGGCUGUCAAGUCCCUUCUCAAGAUGAUGCGCGUAAUAGCCAGAGAGGACCAAACCUUCAUAUAUGCACAUUUCAUUCGUCGCCUCAACUUCCUCUGCAUCGGAACGGACCUCUCCGACUCGCUCUUCUCCCGAGUGGCCAACUGCAUCCGGCUGGAACGCCUCACCCUCAUCAACUGCACGUCUCUUUCUGACGAAAGUUUUGGUCGCGUCUUCCCCAAGUGCCCCAAUCUCGUCGCAGUCGACCUUACAGGCGUAACGGAGGUUUCGGACCAAUCACUGGUCGCACUCGCAAGUACCGCCAAGCGGUUGCAAGGCAUCAACCUCACCGGAUGCAAGAAACUGACGGACAUCUCCGUCCUCGCGCUCGCAAGGAGCUGCCCUUUACUUCGUCGCGUCAAGCUCGGAGGCGUAGACCAGGUCACAGAUGAGUCAAUUUCAACACUUGCCCAUCAUUGCCCCGUCCUCCUCGAAAUCGAUCUCAGCAAUUGCAAAAACAUCACGGACAUCUCGGUUCGCGACUUGUGGACCUAUUCGGUACAAAUGCGAGAGAUGCGGCUGGCCCACUGCGUCGAGCUGACGGAUGCGGCAUUCCCGUCCCCCCCAAAACGCGACAUUCUCCCUCCGAGCUCAAACCCUUUCGCGGCACCGUUCCUUCCUUCUAACGAACUCCCUCCCCUUCGCGUCUCUCAACCCUUUGAUCAACUUCGCCUGCUCGAUCUCGCGGCGUGUAGUCAUAUCACAGACGAUGCCAUCGAAGGCAUCGUCGCCGCGGCCCCCAAGAUCCGUAAUUUGGUCCUCGCGAAGUGCUCACAACUCACCGACACCGCUGUUGAGACUAUAUGCAAAUUGGGCAAAGGGCUGCAUUACCUUCAUCUCGGGCACGCACAAGCGAUCACGGACCGUUCGAUCAACAGUCUUGUACGGUCGUGCACACGGCUGCGGUACAUUGACUUGGCAAACUGCGUUCACUUGACGGAUAUGUCAGUCUUCGAGCUCUCAACUCUUUCGAAACUCCGCCGCAUCGGUCUCGUACGCGUCAACAACUUGACAGACCAGGCCAUCCAAGCGCUAGGAGAAAGACACACGAAUCUAGAGCGUAUUCACCUGUCAUACUGCGACCAGAUUUCCGUCAUGGCCAUUCACUUCCUUCUUCAAAGGCUCCCGAAGCUCACGCAUCUGAGUCUCACUGGGAUCACAUCUUUCCGUCGACCAGAGUUGCAGCAGUUUUGUCGUGCCCCUCCUGCGGAUUUCAACUCCACCCAACGGGCGGCAUUUUGCGUCUACUCAGGCAGGGGAGUGGUUGAACUCAGGGACUUUCUGGGCGAGCUGUUCAUGUCCAUCACGAAUGAGAUGGCUACGUCCAACGACACCGACUACGAGGAUUAUGACGAGUCUGUUCCUCGCCGGGCGCACAGGGAGCCGGAGACAGAGGUCAUCGAGGAAGACGAAGAUGAUGAAGACUCUGGGUCGGGAGAGGUCUUUCCGCAAAGUACCCAUGCAACCCCCCGGAUGCCCGAGCGAAUUCCCAUCGCUCAGGCAACUCCCCGGCCCUUCAUCCCCGUGACGGCAGAACUUGCGAUGACUCGAGAGCCCAGGAGGAAUCCAACACCUCGCGCUCAACCCCGCGCUUAUCCCGGCUCCAGACCAUCAUGGCUCGGCACCGAUGGUACUGCUGCGCGUCCACGACGAGGUUUUGGCCAACAGCCUCUCGUGGAGCAGUCGACGUCCCCUACUCCCAGUGAAGCGGCGUCCAACCGGAGUGCAGGGACAACCCACUCGAACGGCACGACGUUUUUUCGGUCCUACGCGGACGCCCCAUCAUCAGCGAGGAAUGGCGUCAUGACCCCUGAUCUUGUCUAUGCUGAGAUAGGUCAUGGUCGCGGCGCCGGCCCCGGUCCCAGCACCAUCCUGGUCCAGAAUUACAACAGGCGCGAGCCUGCUGUUGAGCCUACUUUCCCAUCCAUGAUUUCCGCUUCGCGUCACGCGACCAAUCCUGGAUCUCCCUCCAGCAUUGUGACAACAACGGAAGUUUUCAGCUCAAGUACGCGUCCUUUCCGCAUGCAAGAUCAUCCGGUCCUCCACGACGCGUCCAACUCAUACCUGCGAGGAACUGGCCAGGUCGACGGCACCACCUCAUUCGACAUGAUGCAUGAUGUGUCGCCUCCGUCGCCAACAACGCGCGAGCUGCAGGAGUCGGUCCAGUCGGCGCUGGGGGGUCCGAAUGCAGCCCUAGACCUGGACGGAAGGGGGCGGAGUGUCAAGAGGACGAUUAGAAGCACUUUUGCUGCCGCCGAAACCUUCUUCACGGGGCGUCCUCCUGGCGGCAGCGCAGACGGACCUGGGGCCGCUGGCAUGACUGGUGGCCGCGAUAUGGACACUCACGGGCAUUGA
Messenger RNA from Epithele typhae, 2715 nucleotides. RefSeq lists its product as uncharacterized. Bases 1 to 2715 code for a protein of 904 amino acids. Lineage: Eukaryota; Fungi; Basidiomycota; Agaricomycetes; Polyporales; Epitheliaceae. The record is from RefSeq and is a predicted model, not a curated record. The transcript is spliced from 3 exons. Gene Ontology annotation, molecular function: protein binding.